GGUUGGUUAAAGGCGGAACAGAUCGGUCAGUCCGAUGACGGGAUCGAGUGACUUAACGAUCGGUUCGAGAUGCGAACGCUUAAUAAACACGAUUCUGUCCCGAGAGACGAAACACAGUUCGGAAUAUGAACGAUUAACAAGUCUGCUUCGAUUCCUUCGUUGACCUGUGAUGCAUGUUGGCCAGAUGUUGGGUAAAGGUCUUAAACGCAAAUUGGAGCAGGAGGAGGAGAAUGAGCGGGAAAAAAUGGACCCUCAUCAGGAAGUGAUGCCCACCUUUUAUUGUCUUCAGAGGCAGACGGUGCUCACCCUUUCCUUAUUGAAGUUGCACAGUCAGCCAGCGCACUCAGAUCCAGGCCUGGCGCGAAGGGUUCUCAUCACAAACACACUCCGUCAUAUCCAGGAGGAGCUGAGAGUGGAGGCUGUUCUUCUACCUCAGUCGUUAGCCACCGCUGGGUCCCCGCCGGGUGCUGUCGACAGGGAACGCCCUGCAAGUGCAGAGUCGCCAUCUCACACCGAGAACAGUUUGACGCCGGUGUCACUACUGGAAGAGGACAGACAUCUGUUUCUAUCUUUGCAAUCGUCUGUUGCUAUCCAUACAGCCCCUUCUGUUUCUAAAAACUGCCCCUCAAUACCCAAUAUUAAGGACAGCUUCACCUCAGCGCUGGCUGAAAUUGAGGAUCUUUGUCCAGCUGUGGAGAUAACAUCUUCACUUACGAGUCCAUCUCUCUCUACGUCUUCUUUGGAAUCAGACAUGGCCAGCUCACUUGCAAUGAACCAAGACGUGCCAGAUAUUACUAGUUAUUCUGACACAACCGCAACAUGCUUGACUAGUUCUAAUAAAUUCAGACAAACAGAACCAGUUCAUGAAUCCAUGGAAAGCAAUAUGGACUCGCCAUUAUUUCAGUUCACCCCCUCACUCUUGGACUCCGCCCAAUCUCUUUUUAACCACUGCCCCUCACUUCUUGCUGAUUUCUCACUGGACGAUUUUCUGUUUACAGAAAUUGACAACUUAUUGUUUGACAAUACGCCAUGUAGUUCAUCUCUGAGCGCAUCCUCAGGCUCAUCGAAAGUCGCUUCUAUGGUAAGAGAUGAUUUUGUUAAGACGCUUACUAGUGGGGUGAGCCAAGCCGCGCUUCCAUCAAGUCAGACAUUCAGAUUGGAUCUUAAUGAACUUGAUCAUAUCAUGGAAGUUUUGGUUGGGUCUUGACUCGACACAUUGGUCACCCGGAUCUAAUUAAAUAAUAUAUGAUAUUUAUUCAACUUUAUCAGGUAAUUUGAAGGUCAACUUUGUUAACACAGGUAUUUUGGAAAGCAGAACACGAGUUUCUAUGCUGAUGAAGUUAUUUAUUCACACGUUUGUAUAUUUGUAUUUUUGCAAAGGGUCCAAAAAUGUAUGUAAAAUAUUGCAGCUCUUAUAUAAUCAUGUUAUUAUUAUUUUUAUGGGUUUUUUUGUGCAUCAUACUUUUUGAUUGAGCUACAUUCCCUUAUUUUAUAUAUUCAGAUAUUUUGAUAAUAAAAAAUAAACAUUGAAA
This is a messenger RNA of Triplophysa dalaica, 1532 nucleotides long. It is a transcript of the gene sertad2a, whose product is annotated as SERTA domain containing 2a. Lineage: Eukaryota; Metazoa; Chordata; Actinopteri; Cypriniformes; Nemacheilidae. Gene Ontology annotation, cellular component: nucleus. The transcript is spliced from 2 exons. Gene Ontology annotation, molecular function: transcription regulator activity. The coding region runs from base 170 to 1207 and encodes 345 amino acids. The record is from RefSeq and is a predicted model, not a curated record.